CCCUGGCCGUGCAGGCGGCGCCGUCGUCCAGCUUCGCCGCCGCGCUGCGCAAGCUCGCCAAGCAAGCCGAGGAGCCGCGAGGCUCCUCCAUAAGCAGCGAGUCGUCGCCGGUGUCGUCGCCGGCCACCAACCACAGCUCGCCGGCCAGCACGCCCAAGCGCGGCCCCAUGGGCCCCAUCCUGGUGCCGCCGGCGGGGCACAGCGUGCCCAGCACGCCGCCCGUCGUCACCAUCGCCCCCACCAAGACGGUCAACGGCGUCUGGAGGAGCGAGGGGCGCCAGGACGGGGCCUCGAGAGGCGGUGGCAGCAGCAGCGGCGCCCGCGAGCGGCUCCUGGCAGAGGCGCCGCUGCCGCAGGAGAAGCCCGGCGGCCCCGCGGUGCCCGCGCACCUCCUGGGCACCCCGUACUCCUUCGGGCUGCCGCCCAGCUCCGUGGUGCCCGACUCCCGCUUCCCGCCGCUCAACCUGCAGCGGCCCGUGCACCACGUGGUGCCCCCGAGCGCCGUCACCGAGGACUAUCUGCGCAGCUUCCGUCCCUACCACACGGCCGAGGAGCUGCGCGUGUCCUCGCUGCCGCCCCUCAGCCUCGACCCGGCCGCCGCCGCCGCCUACUACCACCCCAGCUACCUGGCGCAUCACCCCUUCCCGCACCCGGCCUUCAGGAUGGACGACUCGUACUGCCUCUCGGCGCUGCGCUCGCCCUUCUACCCGCUGCCGGCGCCGGGCUCGCUGCCGCCGCUGCACCCCUCGGCCAUGCACCUGCACCUCUCCGGCGUGCGCUACCCGCCCGAGCUGGCGCACUCCUCGCUCUCGGCGCUGCAGUCGGAGCGCAUGUCCAGCCUGGCCGCYGAGAGGCUGCACCUGGACGAGGAGCUGCGGCAGAGGGAGCGCGAGCGGGAGAAGGAGCGGGAGCGCGAAGCCGACCGCGAGCGCGAGAAGGAGCGCGAGAAGGAGCUGGAGCGCGAGCGGGAGAAGGAGCGCGAGCUGGAGCGGCAGCGGGAGCGCGCCCGCGAGAAGGAGCUGGCCAUGGCCAAGGCCAUGGAGGCGCCGUUCCUGCCCGUGGCCGAGCUGCACGGGCUGCGGGCGCACGCGCCCGAGGAGCGCGCCAAGCCGCCCGAGCCGCUGCCGCCCGCCAGAGCAGAGAAGCUCAAGGAGCCGGUGCUGCCGCCGCCGAAGCCCCUGCAGCACCCGCUGCACCCGCCGCCGGGCGCCCCGCACGCCGUGCCCGGCCUCAUCCCCAACCACAGCGUGUUCCCGCUGCCCGGCAGCAGCGCGGCCACCGCGCUGCUCAUCCACCGCACCAACGAGGAGGAGAAGUGGCUGGCGCGGCAGCGGCGCCUGCGCCAGGAGAAGGAGGACCGGCAGUCGCAGGUGUCCGAGUUCCGGCAGCAGGUGCUCGAGCAGCACCUCGACAUGGGCCGCGAGCCCGAGCACCGCCUGGAAAACGCCAGGUCGGGCGCGAGCCGGCACGAGGCGGGCGCGCGGGAGCCGCCGGCGCCGUUCGGGGGGCCGCCGCCGCUCAUCUCGCCCAAGGCCACGCACCACCCCAUGGCGGCGGCGCUCUGGAACCCCGUGUCCCUGCUGGAGAGCGCGCCGGAGCCGCGGCGCCUGGGCGAGCCGCACGGCGCCGCGGCGCCCUUCGAGCGCGCCGCCCAGCCCAUCCCCAUGGUCAAGGUGGAGCGCGUCUUCUGCGCCGAGAAGCUGGAGGACGGGCCCAGGAAGCGGGACGAGAAGUUCCCGGCGGCGCGGGAGCCCGCGGGCGCCGAACCCGCCGCCUUCGCCCACGCGCCCUUCCUGGCCGAGCUGGAGAAGUCGGCGCAGAGCAUCCUGAGCCAGCAGCGAGCGCCCGCGGCGCCCUUCGGAGAGGCCGCCAAGCCCGGCUCGCCCUACCGGCCGCCGCCGCCCCGCGCCCCCGACCCCAUGUACGUGUACGACGAGUUCGUGCAGCAGCACCGCAAGCUCGUCAGCAAGCUCGACCUGGAGGAGCGGCGGCGGCGGGAGGCCCGCGAGAAAGGUUACUACUACGACCUGGACGACUCGUGCGACGAGAGCGACGAGGAGGAGGUGCGGGCCCACCUGCGCUGCGUGGCCGAGCAGCCGCCGCUCAAGCUGGACACGUCCUCGGAGAAGCUGGAGUUCCUGCAGCUCUUCGGCCUCACCACGCAGCAGCAGAAGGAGGAGGUGCUGCGGCAGAAGCGGCGCAAGCGGCGGCGGAUGCUGCGCGAGCGGAGCCCCUCGCCGCCCACGGUGCAGAGCAAGCGCCGCACGCCCUCGCCGCGCGCCCCGCUCUCCACGCGCUACAGCCCCGACGACAUGAACAACAGCCCCAACCUGGAGGAGAAGAAGCGCUUCCUCACCAUCUUCAACCUGGCGCACAUCAGCGCCGACAAGCGGAAAGAUAAGGAGAAGCUGGUGGAGAUGCUGCAGGCCAUGAAGCAGAAGACGACGCCGGCCGCCGUGGUGCUCAAGAGCUCCCCGCGGGACAGCCCCGGUGGCCCCGGCUCCGAGCUGUUGGUGCAGCCGCUCCCGGGGGACACGGACAAAGCCCCGGGGGUCCCCGUGCCGGAGCCGCCGAGGACGGCGGAGCCCGGGCGGCUGGAGCCGCUGCGACCCCCGGAGCUGGCGCGCGCUAAGGAGGCGUCGGAGAAGCCGCGGCUGAGCGAGGGCAAGAAGGCGCUGAGCAUCCUGAGCUACGUGCGCGGCCCCCUGCCCAAGGACAUCCCCGUGCCGCUGUCGCACAGCGUCAACGGCAAGAGCAAGGCCUGGGAGCCCUUCAUGGCCGAGGAGUUCGCCCACCAGUUCCACGAGUCGGUGCUGCAGUCCACGCAGAAAGCCCUGCAGAAGCACAAAGGUACGGGGGCGUCGCUGGUGGCCGAGCAGAACCACAAGCUGGACACCUCCGUCCACUACAACCUGCCUGAGCUGCAGGCGCCCGGCCGCCCGCCGGGACCCCCGCACAACGGGCAGCCCGAGGCGCCGCCCCGYGCCCCCGAGCGCCGCCACGACUCGGCCUCCGACGACGACGAGGACGACGAGGAGGACGAGGACGAAUUCCCCCGGCCCAAAUGGCAAGGGAUCGAGGCAAUUUUCGAGGCUUACCAGGAGCAUAUAGAAGAACAAAACGUGGAGCGGCAGGUGCUGCAGACGCAGUGCCGGCGCCUGGAGGCGCAGCACUACAGCCUGAGCCUCACGGCCGAGCAGCUCUCACACAGCAUGGCGGAGCUGCGGAGCCAGAAGCAGAAGAUGGUGUCGGAGCGGGAGCGGCUGCAGGCCGAGCUGGAUCACCUGCGCAAGUGCCUUGCCUUGCCGGCGAUGCAGUGGGCGAGGGGCUACUUCAAGGGGUACCCCAGGUGACGCUCCUGGGGCCAGGCCGGACCUAUAGUCUAGAAAUAAUAAUCUAUUUUAUUACCUUGAAUAUUUAAUAUU
Molecule: messenger RNA, 3425 nt
Organism: Nothoprocta perdicaria
Lineage: Eukaryota; Metazoa; Chordata; Aves; Tinamiformes; Tinamidae
Gene: GSE1
Product: Gse1 coiled-coil protein
Exons: 15
Coding region: 168-3353 (1061 amino acids)
Source: RefSeq, a predicted model, not a curated record